AUGUGCACGAAAAGCUUGUCGUGUAUUCUGUGCGGCCAGCCGAACUUCCCCAGCAUCGAUGCAUUGCGCGUUAGUUUGCUGAAAGUGACGGCCCGUCCCUUAAAAUGUCCGAUCUGUGGUGACGAGCUGCUCGGCUUAGACAAGCUGACGAUCCACCUGUUCGGUCAUUCAUUGCUUGAGGAUCACCAAAGUGAGCCGCUGCCGCCAGUGAAAGAUGAAAGCAUCAAACCGAGUACGACCUUUGCAGCGAGCUCGUUCAAAACGCUACGCAAAGUGCGUAAAAAGGUAGCGCAUGAACCGGAAGGGAAACAGCAGAACCCGUGCGGCAGCGAUGGUCGAGCGGGCAAAAUGUCGGUAGAAAAUAGCCAGUAUUCCACCGACGCAAACCACUGUUCCGAGUGUGACGUAGCGUUUCGUAACGCGGCACUGCUUAAGAUGCACCGGGAGGUGUUCCACGACAGUAGCAACAUUGCCGUAACAGCGCGGGACGGUGGAUUCGAUAAGCGUUUCCACUGUCACAUUUGUCCGAAGGAAUUCAAAAUGAAGGGAUCGCUAAAGAUACACAUGCGAGUGGUGCACGAGGCGGGAUCGAAGAAAAUGUGCUUGGACAGCAAUGCGACGGCAUCACGUGCGGUGCAAACCGCUACUGACACUACCAUGGCAACGGAUGUGACUGAUCACAGCAGUCCCUGUGGCCUGGCUGUGGAUGCGCGCCCAGCGAUGGUAUCGAUGUCGAUGAUCAAUGCACAUCCUAAUUUGACACUCUUCCAAUCGCCAGUGUCCCCGGUCAAGGAAAUCAAUUCCACGCCAGUUCCGACGGAAGCUCACAUCAUUCAGAUUAUUGAUCCUCGCCAGCUCGCACAAGUAGUUUAUCUUCCACCGAACAGUGCCACACAGACACAAGUUAGCCUUCCUGCGCACCCAAUGGCUCAGGAUGCUGGAGGAGUCUCGCCACAGCAAGGAAGGGACAGCUUUUCUCUUCCCUCCUCUCCCCAGCAGCAGCAACAACAGCAGCAAGGACACGAAAGCACAAAACAAUGGGAGUGUGAGGUUUGCCGGAAAUCAUUCACAACGAAGUACUUCCUCAAGAAGCACAACCGUCUCCAUACGGGUGAGAUGCCGUAUACCUGUGGGAUCUGUCACAAAUCGUUUACGUUUCAACAAUCCUACCAUAAGCAUCUGCUUUACCACAGUGACGAAAAACCGCACGUUUGCUCCGUGUGUAAUCGCGCCUUCAAGGAACUAUCUACGCUGCACAACCAUCAACGCAUACAUUCCGGCGAAAAACCCUUUGCAUGUGAAACUUGCGGAAAGUGUUUCCGGCAGCGUGUGUCGUACCUGGUUCACCGACGGAUUCACACCGGAUUGAUGCCGUACAGAUGUUCCGGUUGUGACAAAAGCUUUCGCUACAAGGUAUCCCAGCGCACCCACAAAUGUCCGGCAAGUCCACCCGGGACGGUGCAGCGGAAAACUGGUGAUCUUUUGCAGAAAUUGCUGCAAUCGUCUUCGAUACUUCCCGAGGGUUCUUCCACGAUGCAACGGCAGGAGAAGGAAGCAAUGCUCAUGGGUGAACCACUUUGCAAUGUCGAGCCCACGGAGGAAGAUGAUAAGCAGACGGCCGAUUAUGUGAACCGUACGCUGGACGAACUGGUAAAGGGAACGUACGAUAAGCUAGACAUCAGUAACGCUUCCGCAGCUGCCUUGCUGUACGAUCAUCCAUUGCAGACCCAACAACUGUACGGUGACACUGGGAUCGCUAAUCAGCUGCAACCACUAUCAGAGCAACCACAACCGCAGUCUUCGGCAAACAGUGAACCAAAUUUCCCUCGAAUUGAAAGUUUGUGCCUUCUUUCGCCCAGUGCCUUUGACAGUGGUCAACUGGAAGAUUUGGAAGGGCUCAAGCUAGAUAAUGGAUGGUGA
Molecule: messenger RNA, 1920 nt
Organism: Anopheles marshallii
Lineage: Eukaryota; Metazoa; Arthropoda; Insecta; Diptera; Culicidae
Product: zinc finger protein ZFP2
Exons: 3
Coding region: 1-1920 (639 amino acids)
Cellular component (GO): nucleus
Source: RefSeq, a predicted model, not a curated record